GCUCAGCUCCGAGGCGGCCUGGCCCGGCCCGGGCCCUGACUCCCCCCCCCGCCCGGCUCGGCGCCCCCAGUGCAGGACUAGCCCGGGGCACCCGCAGGCCCGUGGCGAAGCCGGGACGAGCCCCGCUGCGGCCAGGGCCCCUGCUCCGUCCGCCGGGCCGCGUGCCCGCUAGCGGAGCAGCCGCCGCCGUGGUCCCAUCGCAGCCGCCCACGGGGCGCUCGUGGCUGGCGGCACCGUGGGGAUCGCAGUGCCGGGGUUAGUGGCUAGCGCAGGUUUUUGAAAUGGAGGAAACUGGAGCAAUAGAUUUUUGUGCUUUAGAGAGAGAACUGCAGGCUGCAGUUGCUGCUGAUGAAAAGUAUCAAAGAGAAAAUGAUGCCAAGUUCCGAGCCGUUCAUCAGAAGGUGGCAUCCUACGAAGAAUUCAGGGAUAUUGUGCUGGCAUCACACCUGAAACCUCUAGAGAAAAAGGACAAAAUGGGAAAAAAGAAAAACCUUCUGUGGAAUUCCUAUGCUACCCAAGCUAACGGCAAGCAGGACAGAGAGAUGGAACUAGCCCAGGGAUGGGAUGGACUCCCUGAAACGUCCGCAGACUUUUACAGAUAUUGGCGCAGAUGCUUGAAAAGUGGACAGGAAAAAUACCAGUUACUGUUUCAGCUCGGCGGCAAGGGCCUGGGCAGAAUCUUUCAAGCUGAUGUUGGCUUUGGUCUCCUGGGUGAAUUUCUUGUGGUGCUGGCCGAGCAUGCCUGUAGGGAAGACAGAGAAGCUGUCCUUCAGAUAUUACAGAGCCUUUGUGGGACCAACCGCUUUGGACUAAAUGUGGCUCUCCUGAGCCAGGUGGAGAAGGAUAGCUGCAGGGACUUGUUUGGGAAACUGCAGAGUAUGGGCAGGAAUUGUGGUGCUGAUGGCCUUCCUGCGGGCACAGCUGAAGCAGGUACAGCUGCUUUACAGGAAGAGGAGAAUGAGGCUGAGAGAGAAACCCAUCUGAGGGGAGCUGGCCAGCGAAAGGGGGCAGAUGACAAACUAAUUAAAGAGCUGGUGAAAUGUUACCUUGUUAGCUGAAGGAGCACAGGCUCUCCCUGCAGCUCACGCUCCACCAGGGUUACUAGGAACUGAGGGCCAGGAGGGACCCUUCCUGUACUGCUCUGUCAUCAAAGAUGGAAGGACAGUGAGAGCCCCUUUUCUACAGAAAGUUGUUGAUUGAGUUUUACUUUGUACCUGCUUCACGUGCCUGGUACAAAUAAAUAUUAGUCACCAAAAGGAUUUUACUGGGGGAGGGGCCGUCACACAGGAGGCAACACUUGCUGUGAAUCAGUAGAACAGUAUUGAAUAUACUGUUUAGGGAUGGGGAAAAAAUCACUCUAGUAUUAGUGGGAAAAGAUUAAUUCACCUCUUUUCUUUUCUCUGGCUCCCUGUUCUUGGUCAACACGGGAUUUUAGAAACAUAAGCAGCUGUAUUAUAAUAGUGAAACAGGUAACAGCCCAAUGAGGAAUGGGUUCAUGUGUACAGCCAUGUCUGGGACUGAUCUGACCCUCUCCUUAAACAGAAUCUGGGAUAAAUACAUGGAAUGUACAUUGCUAAUUUCCACAGUCAUACUCCUGGGGGCAUGCUGGGGGCAAAAAAUUAAAAAUUCUGCACCAAAAAUUAAAAAUUCUGCAAAUUUUAUUUGUCAAAUGUGGAGAAUCCAGCGUAGCGUUGGGGAGCACAGUCAAUUGGCUGCACAGAGGUGGGAGGUCACUCUGUAGCUCCCCCCGGGAUAUGGACUCAGCGGUGAUUCUGCACCCAACCCUGACACGGUGCAAGAACUGGGCCUGCCCCAGAAACACCCCAGGACCCUGCUGCUCUGUGCCAGGUGCACCAAGUGUGGGCCAGCAGGCUCAACCCAGCAGGAUCCAAGUGUGGAAGGGCUCAGUGUGAGGGGAUCCAGAUGUGCAUUGAGAGGGUUCUGUAUGGGGCAGUAU
Molecule: messenger RNA, 1957 nt
Organism: Gopherus flavomarginatus (Mexican gopher tortoise)
Lineage: Eukaryota; Metazoa; Chordata; Testudines; Testudinidae
Gene: DNAAF19
Product: coiled-coil domain containing 103
Exons: 4
Coding region: 282-1058 (258 amino acids)
Biological process (GO): inner dynein arm assembly; determination of left/right symmetry; epithelial cilium movement involved in extracellular fluid movement
Cellular component (GO): outer dynein arm
Source: RefSeq, a predicted model, not a curated record